CCAGUAAUUACCUGCAGGAUUCGCCAUGACCCCAGCGCUGAGAGAAGCAGCAACAAAGGGUAUCUGCUUUUCAUCUUUGCCAAAGACCAUGGAAUCUGACAAGAUGCUAUGCAUGAAAAGUCCAAGAACUGUAGAUGAAAAGCUAAAAGGAGACACUUUAUCUCAAAUGCUGGGAUUUCCAACUUCUGAACCUACUCUUAACACUAAUUUUGUUAAUUUAAAACAUUUUGGCUCCUCUCGGUCUUCAAAACAUUAUCAGACAGUUCUUUUAAUGAGUUCUAACUCGACAUUAAAUAAAUUCAAUGAGAAUUAUAAACACAAGGAUUUAGUGGAACCCAGCUGUAAUAAGCUGAAAAAUAUAUUGUGCAAUGGUAGCAACAUUCAGCUUAGUAAUAUUUGUCAUUCUCAUUCUGAAGAAUUCAUCAAAAAAGAACCUUUGUCAGAUACCACAAGCCAGUGCAUGUCAGAUGUACAUAAUAUUUUGGAUUCAAAUAUAACCAAAGAUACUAAUGUUGAUAAAAUGCAACUGCAAAACUGUAAGUGGUACCAAAAGAAUGUGCUUUUAGAUAAAGUGACUGAUGCUGAGGUUAAAAAGGGUUUAAUGCACUGUUCACAAAAGAAAAUAGUAACUUGCAACUCAUACAUACCUGCAAGUUCCUCAACUGUUAAAAAAGAAGAUGAAGUGAAUACUCGUUUACUUCAUUGUGUGAGCAAACAGAAGAUUUUACUUAAACAGGCUAGAAGAACUCAAAAACAUUUGCAGAUGCUCCUAGCAAAGCAUGUGGUUGAGCACUAUGGUCAGCAAAUGAAAUUUUCUAUGAAACAUCAACUUCCCCAAACGAAGACCUUUCAUGAAUCUGCCACUAUUUUGGAUAAUACUUUACCUAAAUGCACUGAAAUUAAACCAGAAGUCAGCAUAUUGACUGCAGAGAAUAAAUUGUGGGCUGAUACAAAAAAUGGUUUUGCACAGUGUACUGCUGCAGAAAUCCAAAGAUUUGCAUUGUCUGCUACUGGGCUGUUGUCUCAUGUUGAAGAGGGUCUGGAUUCUGAUGCGACUGAUAGCAGUUCCGAUGAUGAUUUGGAUGAAUAUACCAUUAGGAAAAAUGUGGCAGUUGACUGUAGUACUGAAUGGAAGUGGCUUAUAGACAGAGCAGAAUUGGCAGCCGAUUGGACAUGGCUUCAAGCCCAGAUUUCAGAAACUAAUACAAAAAUCCAACAACUAACGGAUAUUCACAGGCAAAUUCGUGCCUCCAAGGAGAUAGUGAGCUUUGAAGAAUGCCAACUUCCAAAAGACAUUUUGAAAACACAAAUACAAUUUGCAGACCAACCAGCUUCAUUAAACACUGCAGAGAAUCCUCAGAUUUCACAAGAGAGACAAGAUCCUUUACCAGAACAAGAUUAUGAAAUGUCACCAAGUAGCCCCACACUACUACUUCGCAACAUAGAAAAACAGAGUGCACAGCUGACUGAGAUCAUCAAUAGUUUGAUCGCCCCUCUCAAUUUGUCUCCCACUUCAUCGCCCCUCUCAAAAUCCUGCAGUCAUAAGUGUCUGACUAAUGGAAUUUCUAAAAGUACUUCAGAGAAUUUAGAUGAGCUCUCUUCCUCCAGUAGCUGGUUACUUAAUCAGAAGCACAAUAAGAAAAGAAGAAAAGACAAGACAAGAUUGAAAUCUCAAUCCUUCACUAUCAUGAGUACAGCAGCUCGAACAAGGCCACUUCAGAGUUUCCACAAAAGAAAACUCUACAGAUUGAGCCCUACUUUUUAUUGGACUCCACAGACGACUUCUUCAAAAGAAACCUUUCUUACUACUCAGAUGCCUUGCCUACAGUCAGCUUCAACUUGGAGUAGCUGUGAACACAAUUCCAAGUCUGAAAUAUUAAGAGAACACGUAUCAGAGUUAGAUUCUUCUUUCCAUUCUGUUCUAUCAUUGCCAUCAGAUGUGCCUCUUCAUUUUCACUUUGAAACAUUGUUUAAAAAGACAGAAAUAAAAGGAGAUCUUACUGAAAAUAAAUUUGUAGGAGACUAUAUCAUAUCGCCAUCAUCUGUACAUAAUGCUACUUUGAAUCAGUGGAGAAAUGGGUAUUUUCCUACCUGUAAAUCUCAAAUAAAAUCAGAAUCUGCUGCACAAAUGUUACAAGGAAGAAAGAAAAGGCAUUUGAGUGAAACAGCAUUAGGACAAAGAACUAGAUUUGAAGAAUUUACUUUUCAGCGCACUGACCCAGAAGCGCAUAACAAUUUUACUCCUGUUACUAAUGUGAAUGUUAUGCCAAGACCCCAGACUUCAUCAUCACAAAGUACGGCACGACAAAGAUUGAGAAGUGAAAGCUCUUAUGAUAUAGACAAUGUUGUCAUUCCCAUGUCAUUAGUGGCUCCAGCUAAGUUAGAGAAACUUCAGUAUAAGGAAAUACUUACACCAAGCUGGAGGAUGGUUGUUCUUCAGCCUUUCGAUGAAUGUAAUUUUAAUGAAGAAGAGGUUGAAAAUCUUUCUGAUGAAGCCUUCUUCCUAAGACAUAAAAAAUAUGAAGAAAGAGAACAAGCCAGAUGGUCAUUGUGGGAACAAAGCAAGUGGCAUAGAAGAAACAGCAGAGCUUAUAGUAAACACACUGAAGGACAAGACUUGCUUAUGAAAGAAUAUCGAAAUGACUUUAGUAGUAAUCAACUUUAUACUGCUGGAAGUCCUGCUGAACUGCCUUCAGAGAACUAUGAUAUAAGUGCAUAUGGUUCACCUUGUUUAACUGAAAAUCAAGAAAUCAAGUCUUUGUGGUGGGAACGACGGGUUUUUCCACUGAAAGAUGAAGACAAAGAUGCCUUAUGCCAAGACGAAAAACAUAAUGAGAAUGAAAGAUCAAACCCAGUUUUACCUGGUGAAGUCUUCUGUACCUUUACAUCAGACAAUAGUCACCAUCCGAAAAGUCACACAGAUGGAAUGGAUUAUAGAACCUUUGGUCUGGGACUUACUUAUGUUAAAAAAAACAGAUGACAGGGAUCAAAUUAGAGAAAACUGUCUACUUCAAUGGAAAGGGGAGGGAGGAAGGAAAACCCUCUUCCUAAUCUCUACUUUCAUCCCUCCAGUCACAGACCCAGAGUAAGAGCAUGUAUGC
Messenger RNA from Suncus etruscus (white-toothed pygmy shrew), 3101 nucleotides. RefSeq names its product KAT8 regulatory NSL complex subunit 1 like (gene KANSL1L). The record is from RefSeq and is a predicted model, not a curated record. Gene Ontology annotation, molecular function: histone acetyltransferase binding. Gene Ontology annotation, cellular component: NSL complex. Lineage: Eukaryota; Metazoa; Chordata; Mammalia; Eulipotyphla; Soricidae.